CCCGUAGAUGUGAGCUGUUUUCAAUAUGGCGUCUUCUUAUCGGUGAGUGUUUGUGAUGGAUAUCUGAAAAAUCUGAACCUGCGAAAAUCGUAGUCAUCUGAAAGUGCACCGUUGUAGUUGUGGUGUGAAGUGUGUUAAGUGCAAUAAUUUUGAGAGGUGCUUUGGUGUUGCCUGUAUUGUUUUAAAAUAUAUUCUCCAUGUUUACUUGCGGUGUUUUGGAAUCCCGAGUGCCUAGCGCCAGCUAGGGCAACUGUUGACCGUCGUUUCAAUAACUUGGAAUGCUCGUUCAUCAUUUUAUAAAGACAGAUAUAUUUGUUGUGUUUGUGUUUUAAAAAAUAGUUUGAAAGACGGGAAAUGAAAUCUUUUUGUGUGUCACAGUAUUAAGCAUUAAGAAUUAAUUGGUGAGUUCGUCAAUUGUCAAUCCAUCGUCUUGUUUACAUUGCACUAGUGUACCGAAUACAAUCGAAUAUUAUCCAAUGUUGUGAAUGAAAAUCAUCUUGAACGUAUUUGAAUAUCAGACGAAGUAAUAUUCGAUAUAUCUUUGAUAUAAUACAUGAAAUUUAUCAAGGAUAAAAUCAUAUAAAUAAAUGUGAUAUUGUGUAUCGACGUUAUAUGUUUCCGAAUUUUAAAAAAAAUCGCACAAAGCAUUUGAUCAUAUUCCAUUUUUAAUACUGUACCGUUUUUGUAAAUAAAUAGUGAGUACUUUGCAUAGUAGUUGCAUGAUAUAGAAGCUAAUAGAAAUUCUUCUAUAUGUUUGCCAUAUGUGUGUUGAAGUAAGAGUUCAAAAGUAAUUUUGAUUGGAGAUACAUCAUUGAAAACGGUAUUUUUUGUCUUCUUUUUAGCCAUUGUCACAGAAGAUGUGGUUUUUAGCAUUAUAAUGCAGGUUUAUUGAACCUGUAAUCUAUUAUAUAACAGCAUGGCUGAUACAAGGCGCCGUGUUAAACUUUAUGCUUUAAAUGCUGAUCGACAGUGGGAUGACAGAGGAACUGGACAUGUUUCAUCAUCAUAUAUUGAUAGAUUAAAAGGCAUGUCAUUAUUAGUACGUGCUGAAUCAGAUGGAUCUGUCCUUUUAGAAUCUAAAAUUCUACCAGACACUGCUUAUCAAAAGCAACAAGAAACACUUAUUGUUUGGUCUGAAGGUGACAAUUUUGAUUUAGCUCUUAGUUUUCAAGAAAAAGCAGGUUGUGAUGAGAUAUGGGAGAAGAUAUGUCAAGUAAGUUCGCGAAGUAUUCUAAAUGUUCAAGGAAAAGAUCCUUCAGUGGAUAUAACGCAAGACUUAGUUGAAGAAUCUGAAGAUGAACGCUUUGAGGACGUAUCCGAUUCCGCCCCUCCAAUUGAACUGCCUCCUUGUGAGCUUAGCAGGUUAGAGGAACUAACUGAAGUCAUUAGCAGCUGUUUACCCUCACCUGCUCGGAGGGAAAAACUAGCAAUUAUUCUCGAGUCUGAGAAUUAUAUAAAAAAACUUCUUAAACUAUUCCAUGUCUGUGAAGACCUAGAUAAUAUAGAAGGACUACAUCAACUAUAUGAAAUUUUUAGGAAUAUAUUUAUGCUUAACAAGAACGCUUUGUUUGAAGUGAUGUUUGCUGAGGACACGAUAUUUGACGUUGUGGGGGCACUAGAAUAUGACCCCUCAAGCCCUACUCCAAAGAGGCACAGGGACUUUUUGCGUAAUGUUUCUCAUUUCAAGGAAGUCAUCCCCAUCUCAAAUCAGGAACUCAUAGCAAAAAUCCAUCAGACAUAUCGCGUCCAGUACAUUCAGGAUGUGUGCUUUCCUACUCCUUCAGUCUUCGAAGAGAAUAUGCUGUCUACGCUUAGUUCUUUUAUUUUCUUCAAUAAGGUUGAAAUAGUGUCUAUGAUUCAGGAUGAUCCCAAAUAUUUAUCAGAAUUGUUUGCUCAGUUAACUGAUGAGUCUACAGAUGAUCAGAAAAGGAAAGAACUUAUCUUAUUUCUCAAAGAAUACUGUAUGUUUUCUCAGACAUUACAACCACAAAGCAGGGAAUCCUUUUUUAAGACAUUGUCUACUCUUGGAGUUUUACAAGCAUUAGAAAUAACUCUGAGUAUGAGCGACCCAGCUAUCAAGUCAGCAUCAACAGAUAUAUUAUCGUACAUUGUGGAUUUUAAUCCGUCCAUGGUCCGUGAAUAUGCUUUACAGCAGUCGAACAAACUAAUGGAAGAAAUGGCGCCUAAGAAAGGAAAUAGCCGACAAGGUGCCUGGAAUCAACCUCCAGACGACCCUAAUGAAAAUAUAUCUGAUCACUUCCUUAUAACUGUUAUUAUUGAACAGAUGAUUAGUGAUACUGAUCCAGAAAUGGGUGGAGCCGUACAUCUCUGCGGCAUACUAAAAAUUUUACUUGAUCCAGAAAAUAUGUUAGCAAAUGUAAAUAAAUCCGAUUUUCUCAACUAUUUUUACAAGUGCUGUAUGCAUGUCCUGAUUGCUCCAGUCUUGGCAAUUACAGCUGAGGACAAGCCCAGCAAAGAAGACAACCAAACUGCACAACUGAUGGGCUUAAUAUUAGAACUGUUGUCAUUCUGCGUGGAACAUCAUACUUAUCAUGUUAAGAAUUAUGUAAUGAAUAGAAAUCUACUGAGUAAAAUAUUAGUAUUGAUGAAAUCCAAGCAUACAUUCCUUGCUUUAUGUGCUCUUAGAUUUAUGCGCAAAAUUAUAGGCAUGAAAGAUGAAUUCUAUAAUCGUUACAUAAUUAGUGGAAAUCUAUUUCAGCCUGUUGUUGAAGCUUUUAAAAGGAACAAUGGUAGAUAUAAUCUUCUAGAUUCUGCCAUAGUAGAGAUGUUUGAAUUCAUUAAAGUGGAUAUUAAAACACUCUGCAGCCACGUAGUUGAACGUUAUGGAAAGUUACUCGACAAAGUGGACUAUGUGCAAACAUUCAAAUCUCUAAGGUUGCGAUAUGAGCAAUACCUUGAUAGGAAAGAUAGAUCCUCUGUUGAUAAUGUUUCUUUGAUAAUGAGGAACAGCAGGUACAGGCGUGAUCCAAGACAGUUAGAAGAAGAUGAAGAAAUGUGGUUUAAUGAUGAUGAUGAAAUUGAAGAUGAAGAGCCAAUUAAUGAAAAUAAAGAUUUAGAUGAUGAAUUUGAUCAAAUAGGACUGGGGAAAAUCUUGGAUAAACGAGCUCGGGAAGCAGAAGGUAAAGAAAAUGUUAAAAAUGUUCCGCUCAGAUCAUUUUCACCUGUAAUGAAUAACAGAAGGAGCAAUAGCCCAUCCAGUAUAACACCACCUGCAAGUCCAACAGUGGAAGUAAAAACUCCACAGUUAACAAGAAAGGGAGGAUUAGUUGAUUACCCAGAUGAAGAUUCUGAAGAAGAAGAUGACGAUGAUGAAGAAACUAACAGCACACCACCAACAAAACGUCUACGAGUGUCAUCAUAGCAUAUUUUUUAAAAUUCGCACUUCACCGACGGCGCUGUACAAAAGGGUUCUCAGUUUUUAAUCACCACAAUUUCAAUCUACCACAAGAAAAUUCCACACCACUGCCCCCUUAUUUUCAUUGUCAGCUGCCAUCUGUGCCUGUCAGUCCACUGACAUUAUUCAUUGGUAAAUUCUGUGGAACAAUUUUUCAAAGGGGGGGAGCAUUUAAUUGUCAUUCACUAGACAGAAUUUUAUCUUGUUAAGAGAAAAAAAUUCCAUAUUUGUUUUGAACUGAAUUAUUUACUUGCUGUAUGUAUGCCAGUGGAAGGGUCUAAUUUCUAAAUUUGUCAUCUUGAUUUGUUGGAAGGAAAAAAAAAAAAAAAAAGAA
Argiope bruennichi is the source of this 3749-nucleotide messenger RNA. RefSeq names its product serine/threonine-protein phosphatase 4 regulatory subunit 3-like (gene flfl). Bases 917 to 3382 code for a protein of 821 amino acids. The transcript has 17 exons. Gene Ontology annotation, biological process: protein dephosphorylation; DNA damage response. NCBI's taxonomy places the organism in Eukaryota, Metazoa, Arthropoda, Arachnida, Araneae, Araneidae. Gene Ontology annotation, cellular component: protein phosphatase 4 complex; nucleoplasm. The record is from RefSeq and is a predicted model, not a curated record. Gene Ontology annotation, molecular function: protein phosphatase activator activity.